Molecule: messenger RNA, 900 nt
Organism: Plenodomus lingam JN3
Lineage: Eukaryota; Fungi; Ascomycota; Dothideomycetes; Pleosporales; Leptosphaeriaceae
Biological process (GO): proteasome-mediated ubiquitin-dependent protein catabolic process
Cellular component (GO): cytosol; proteasome regulatory particle, base subcomplex; nucleus
Molecular function (GO): polyubiquitin modification-dependent protein binding
Source: RefSeq, a predicted model, not a curated record
AUGGUGUUGGAAGCUUCCAUGAUAGUCGUUGACAACAGCGAGGCUAGUCGCAACGGUGACUAUGUACCCUCUCGAUGGGAGGCACAACAAGAUGCUGUCAACCUGAUCUUCUCCGCAAAGACUGGCGCCAACCCCGAGUCUUCAGUUGGCCUGAUGAGCAUGGGCGGCAACACGCCAGAAAUCCUCGUCACCCUGACCACCGACAUUGGCAAGAUCCUCGAUGGACUGCACAGGACGAAGAUAAAAGGCAGCUCACACUUUGUAACGGGCAUCAAUGUCGCAGCUCUUGCACUCAAACACAGGCAGAACAAGUCGCAGAAGCAACGGAUAAUCAUAUUCAACUGUAGUCCUAUCGAAGAGGAUGAGAAGAACCUCAUUAAGCUGGCGAAAAAGAUGAAGAAGACUGGCAUUAGCAUUGACAUUAUUGCAUUCGGGGAGCUCAGUGACGACACCACACGAAAGCUCCAGGCCUUUAGCGAUAAUGUACAGAGCGCCGAGGGCUCCUACCUCGCGACCAUUCCUCCCAGCGCGAACCUGCUCAGCGACUCCCUCAUCACGACUCCCAUACUUGGCGGUGAUGGUACUUCCAAUGCUGGCGCCGGCGGCGGCUCAGGCGAGGCUGGUGCUUCAGGUGGCGGCGGAGGCAACGACUUUGAGUUUGGCGUAGAUCCAUCGGUGGACCCGGAGCUGGCGUUGGCACUACGUAUGAGUUUCGAGGAGGAAAAGGCACGGCAGGAAAAGGAGAAGAAGACAAAGGAGGCAGCCGAGGGUAAGUCGGAACUCGAACCUGUUGCCGAAGGUGACGAGAAGCAACCUCUUUUGGAUGAUCAGGGUCAGCCGAGCGGCAGCGGAAGCAAAGACAAGAAAAAGGAUGACGACGACAAGAUGGACACGGCAUGA